AUGUCUGUAAAUAUUUCUGAGAAAAAAGAUCAUCAAAUAUCAACUGAUAAUCAGUUACCAGUAUUCACAGAUGCAUGGCAAAAAACACUUUAUCAAAAUACAUUUCGUAUUGAUUCAAUACAAUCGCAAUCAACUUCACCUACUAUUGAACGAGAUAAAAUGAAUCAUCAAUUAACAAUUGAAAUAUUUGAUCGAUUAUUAAAAUUUGGUAAUGAAACUGAUAGACCAUUAUUUUGUCAACGUUUACAAGUUAUAUGGGAAGAACAAGGUAUUUUUUGUCAAACACAUCCAACAAUUACCAGUCAAAUACUCGAUUUAUAUAAACUACAUCAUAUAGUUCAAGAAAAACAAGGCUAUUUAGAGAUAACAACAAAUCGAGGUUGGAAAGAAAUAUCAAAUGUAUUAGGUUUUGGUGAUUCUGGUUCAGCUGCAUAUAGUGUCAAACGAAACUAUGUUCGAUUAGGUUUAUUAGCUUAUGAAUGUCGUUUUGAUAGAGCUGGUAUUGAUCCACGUUCAGUUAUUGAAUUAUCAGAAAUGCCUCAUACAGUAAAAAAAAGAAAACGUGGAAAUCAUACAUCGUCAACAACAACACGUACAGUUAUUAAGAAUAAUAAACAACAACUUCAGACACAUUCCAUACAACAUGAAUAUGAUGAUUUACAAAAACCAUUAAUACUGCCGAAAGAUGUUCAUAAUCCAUCAAAAUAUUCUUCUUAUUAUCAAAAUAUUUCACCUUUAUUUCGACUUACACCACAACAAAUGCCUAUCAAUGAUUUUCAACAUAUUCCAUUUUUAUUACGUGCUGGUUAUUUAGCUGAUAGUAACAAAUAUUUAGAUACACUUCUUGUUUGGCUUAGUGAUCCAUAUACAGCUUCUUAUUUUAAUUUAAAAUCUUUAUCUGGAUUAUUUAAUUCUAUUAUGGAACAAUACAUAGCUUGUCUUUAUGAAUUAUUUGACCAAUCAUUUUUACAACCAUCCUCUACUAAUGAUUAUUAUAUUAAUUGGUUUCUUGAAUUAAAACUACGAAUUAAUGAUAGUAUCACUGGACCCAAGUCUAAUGAACAACGUUUAGAAUCAUUAUUUUUUGGUACACAUCGAUAUGUACUUCAACGAUUAAUGACAAAAAGUACAAAACCAAGAUUAAAUAAUAUUAAUAAUCAUAAACAACAUACUGAUCGUUAUCAUUCUAUUAUGAUACGAUGUUCAUGUCUUUCAACAAUAAUACGAAAUUUAUCAUUUAUUGAAGAAAAUGAAUAUUUAGCUAAUGAUCGUUGUUUAUUAGAUAUUCUAGAACGAAUAUUAAAUUAUUCUCAUUACGAUAUGCAUAAAAUAUUUAAUUAUCAUUCACAUGUACAUGAAAAUAAUUUUGAUACAUGUUCAAAUUGUUCUAAUAUAAUCAGUGAUGAUAAAAUAACAAUGGAAUCUACAAAUCAAAAUGACUUUUUUCAAAAAUUUACUGAACCAUCAACAGAUAUGAAAAUUGUUGAUGAUCCAUUAGCUUGUACAAAUGAUUGUAAUCUACAACAUUUAAUGUAUCUUCUUGAUAAUACAUUUAUUACACUUUCUAAUUUAUCAACAUCUAUAGAAUUUCGUUAUUAUUAUUCGAUAACACGUUAUCGAUUUAUAAAUACAAUUAUUCAUUGGAUAUUAUGUUUAUUAUCAUUUGCUAAUGAACCAUUUAUUUCAAUGAUUUUAGAAGAUAAAUUUUCAAUAAUAUCAUCUACUUCAAAUAAAAAGAACGAACAAAUAUAUAUAUCACCACGUGACAUAUCUCUACAAAUCUUAGCUAAAUUAUGCAUCAAUGAAAUUAAUGUUGAUUAUAUUUUACUUGAUUUGGAUUCUAAACAACUCGUAUCAUUAAGUCAUGCUCUUCUUUCAAUAAUGAAUUCAUCGAAUCAAGAAGAUAUUAAUCGAGAAUAUUGUUUAUUAAUUAUUUGUUCAUUAUGUAAACGUAAUCAAAAAUUAGUUGAGUUUUUUUGUUCACAUAUUAUUUGUAUUGAAUUAAUAUUUAAUUAUCUUGAAUAUUAUGAAUAUAAUCAACAACAAUAUUUAAUUGCAACAUUAACAUCAUAUUAUAAUUCAACAACAACAUCAUCAUCAAAUAUACCAAUAAAUCAUUCCGUCGAUAUGAUGAUAGAUUCAUGUAUACAAUUGUUAUUAUUAUUUGCUUCAAUUAAAGAAAAUAAUUGUUUAAAAUUAUUCGAAUAUAAACUUGUUGAUAUGUCAUCAUCGAUUUAUUUCGAACAAAAAAUAUUAAAAACUUUUGCAGAUAUAUUAUUUAUUAUAAAAACAUAA
Molecule: messenger RNA, 2295 nt
Organism: Adineta steineri
Lineage: Eukaryota; Metazoa; Rotifera; Eurotatoria; Adinetida; Adinetidae
Source: the annotation of a GenBank genome assembly